AUGACCGCGACAGAACCUCCCCAAGAAGCAACCCCAACGCCAGAACCUCCCCUCACCACCACUCCCUACAAACCCCCCCGCGUGGCCAAACCCACCCCCCAGCCCGACGACACCUCAACCCAGCUCGCCCUCAUCGCCGCCUCCCACCGCACCCCCUUCGAGAAGCGCGUCUGGACGGCCCUCUGCGCCAUCCCCCGCGGCCAGUUCACCACCUACGCCCUCCUCUCCGCGCACCUGGGCACGUCCCCCAGGGCCGUGGGCAACGCGCUGCGGCGCAACCCGUUCGCCCCCGGCGUGCCCUGCCACCGCGUCGUGGCGACGGGGGGCACGCUGGGCGGGUUCAAGGGCAAGUGGCCGCGGAGCGGCGAGGGCAUCACGCUGGACGAGAAGAGGCGGCUGCUGAGGGGGGAGGGGGUGCGGUUUGAUGGGGGCGGGAGGGUGAUGGGGACGCCGUGGGCUUUUCAGAGUUGA
Clonostachys byssicola is the source of this 471-nucleotide messenger RNA. NCBI's taxonomy places the organism in Eukaryota, Fungi, Ascomycota, Sordariomycetes, Hypocreales, Bionectriaceae. The record is from the annotation of a GenBank genome assembly.